Molecule: messenger RNA, 1395 nt
Organism: Maylandia zebra (zebra mbuna)
Lineage: Eukaryota; Metazoa; Chordata; Actinopteri; Cichliformes; Cichlidae
Product: GTP-binding protein REM 2
Cellular component (GO): plasma membrane
Molecular function (GO): GTPase activity; GTP binding; calcium channel regulator activity
Source: RefSeq, a predicted model, not a curated record
UCAUACCGGGCUGUUUGAUAAGGGGUUCAUAAAGUGAGAGUGGUGGGUGGGGGUGGCAUGGGUGAGGAGGAAGAAUGGUGAUGAUGCUCUUCCCUGUAUAUCUUCUGGAGUCCUCAUUUCCGAUCGCUUGAUUUCAGUUUGCAGAUGCCGACAGAUGUGCCCGAAGACAGCGAGGAGAAUGCGGCCACGUGUGACAGUAUGACUCUGCCCAGCACUCCAACCGUUCGCAGAGGAAGCACUCCUCUGCCGAUUAAGCACCAGCUCAGGCGAGAAGAAGCCGUCCACGAUGAAUGCGACUGGGCGUCAGGUGCGGCCGGGCCUUCGGUGUCCCCAAACAGUUUCAGCCCUGCCUUGGAUGAUACUCCAACCGUGACUGUGGAGGGCAGACCUGACGGGCCACUAAGGAUUGCUCUCCUGGGGCAGAAUGGCGUCGGGAAGUCCUCUCUGGCCCUGGCCCUCGCGGGAGACAUGGACAGGACUGCAUCUGUGGAUUCUGAUGGGGAGGGUUAUGUGCACACAGUUACCGUGGAUGAUGAGGAGAGCACCAUCAUUAUCUAUGACAACUGGAGACAGGACCUGUCGGCUCUGCAGAGUGAGGUGUGCGUCUUGGUGUUUUCGGUGACUGACAGGCGUAGCUUCCACCGUACCGCGCAACUUCGGCUUCUCCUGAGAGAGACUCAGCCCCAGACUCCUAUAAUCCUUGUUGGUAAUAAGAGUGACCUCGUUCGCACGCGUGAGGUCACCUCUCAAGAGGCCAUGUCUAGCGCUGCCCUUUUCAACUGUCUGUAUCUGGAGAUCUCCGCCUCUCUGGAUCACCGUACCGUGGAACUCCUGGAGUGUGCGGUGCGACUAGCCAGGGGCCAGUCUCCCUGGCCUCCGGGGACAAGCGCCGAGGACAUGAGCGGAGGAGGGCAACGUGAAAGCAUCACAUCUCGUGCCAAACGUUUCCUGUCCAGUCUGGUGCCUCGGUACCCUCGAGAGCGAGAGGUGGGGAAGUUCCUGAGGCAGAAGUCCCGCUCCUGCCACGAUCUGGGAGCGCUGUGAUGGUGCCCCACGGGGAGCAAGUGGUUAGAUUGUUAACAGGGAUAGCUGGAAGGGAUGUAUUAUACCAACAAAGAGAAAAAGAUGUAGUGAUGCAAAUGAGUAGACAAGACAGGAGGAGUGACUAAGAAAAUGUGAAGGAAACAGUGAUAACAGGACAAUGUUGUGAGGCUCACUCAUCAGAGGAUAAUUGUUGAUAGGAUGAUAUAGAAACUCUGUAGACAGAAAAGGAGAUGAUAAAAUACCGUUGUAGAAACAUGUAAAUAAACUGUAGUAGUGACAUUUAACUGCAACCUUCACAGCUUUGAGAACUAAAUAAAUUGUUUUUUUGAGUCUUGAGAAAGUGAGUGCACA